Cryptococcus deneoformans JEC21 is the source of this 3528-nucleotide messenger RNA. RefSeq lists its product as hypothetical. Gene Ontology annotation, molecular function: DNA-binding transcription factor activity, RNA polymerase II-specific; zinc ion binding. The record is from RefSeq and is a predicted model, not a curated record. Lineage: Eukaryota; Fungi; Basidiomycota; Tremellomycetes; Tremellales; Cryptococcaceae. The coding region runs from base 233 to 3439 and encodes 1068 amino acids. Gene Ontology annotation, biological process: regulation of DNA-templated transcription. The transcript is spliced from 6 exons.
GUUCUUCAGAUCUUUGUCCGCAUCCGCUUUUACAUCUAUAUCUCAUCCACACACGCUAUCAUCCCUGAAGGUUCAGACUUUCAAAAAUCACUUGGAGAAGCCACAGCAAAGCCACACGAGGCAAUCGGUUUUUUCCCUGCCUCAACUCGCCGGCUAAUGUGGUUACGCACUUAAUCUGUACUCUCUUUACUCACAUCGGAUCUCUCUAAACAGUCACUGGUGACAACCCGCCAUGUCUCUACCCCAACGUCUACCCAUUCUUACUCCACCGAACCAUGGUCCACCCCCUCUUUCAUCACACCCCGCCUCUGCUCCAAUGCACCAAAGCCGAGGACAUCACCAGCAGGCAAUGUACUUCCAUUAUCCCCAAUCAGCGCAUCCUUCCCAGUUUCAUUAUGUCCCUCCGCCACUUGUAGCUCCCGUACUAGAGACUCGCCCUUCCAAUAGCCAUCAUACCAAUGGUAAUAACGCUGAUGGUGAUACUCCAUGGCUUACCAGGGACUUUCCUCCGAACAGCCAUAUGCACCACGCGGCUAGCCAGUCCCAGGCCGGAGGACCUUCGCACCCGCAUAUCCCAAGACGCAUGACGUAUCAGCCAUCGCCAUCGGAUCCAAUGGUCGAGUAUGAUCAAUGGAAAUCAAGCAGACGAAAUUCACAGAUCUCAUCUGUGCCACCACGCUAUCUAGAGCAUGAACCGCAUGGAUGCGAAAAGGAGCGGGGACAUAAGAAUGAAUUCUCACAGCCAGAGUCUUCUGCUGCUGAAUCACAAAUCAAGUGGCAAAAGAAGCGUCCUCGUACUACAUCGAUGUCCCAACACGAAUCGAUAAUGAACACGACACAGCAAAGCAAACCGCCUCAACAGAGUGAACAAGGUUCGAGUACGGCAGAGAAACUGGUCUAUCCUGCUGUUCUGACUAGAGAAAAGAAGCAAAAAGCGUGUGGUAACUGUCGAAAGGCAAAGUUAAAGUGCAUGUUGGAGCCCGAUGGGAAUGUUUGCGUGAGAUGCAAGGCGAGAAAAGAGAAAUGCGCAUUCUAUCCGAAAGGCCAUGACGAGGAUUGGCAGCAAACUCUUCAGUCCGAUUUGUACGCCGCCACCAACCAUUUAUCCCAACUGUCAGCUGCUGUGAACCACAUGCUCAGCCAUCUCGUCUCUCAAAAUAUCAUACCACCCUUUUCACCUCCUCUGAAACAUUAUGAACAUCCAGACCGAGAUGCUGUUCUUACCUAUAUGGAAAACACGAAAAAGAACUCAAUGACGGAAGGGGGUUCUACGGAGGAAGGGACGAAGAAGAGUAAGAAAAGGAAGGGGUCAAAAUCAGAGGACUCAGCCGAGGACGGCGGGAGUGUACCCUUGGCCAACAGCCCAGAUGGGACGGACAAGCCCCAAAAUUCGUCUUCAUCAGAGAUAACAGUUCCGCAACCUAUGCAGUCCCACCCAGAGCAGUCUUCGCAUGAGCUCCCAGAUACCCUCUUCCCAUCCUAUUCCCCAUCUGAUAUUAUUCCAAACCAAUCUCUUCCCUCUAUCAGCAGUCAAAUGUUCAGCCCAACUUCUUCUUCCGCCAGACUCGGACCUACGCAACAGUCUUUCAGUUUGCCACCCCUCCAUUCUGACUGUAUGGCGACUGCUCAAGAUCAAAGAGUCACGCCUACUUCCUUGCAGAACCAUAGCCCCACUUCUGGCAUCUCGUCCUCGCCACCUCAACCGACUCUACCUCAGUCAGACGAUGCCCGUCAAAUCACCUCGUCUGUCCCUCCUGAGUAUGCAGGAGUAACACAUGCACCUACUCAGGAAGAGUACGGACCACAAUCCCAGGGUGGUGGUUAUGCACAGUCGGGUACACAGAGACAUUUGACUUCUUCUUUACGCGAUGAGCCGAUAAAAGGUCAAUAUGAAGUGGAGGGGGAGUAUGAAGAUGAGAAUGGGAUGGAAAUUGUUCUUGGAUCGAAAGAUCCUAGACAAGAUAUUAUCAAAAAGAAUAUCGUGAAGAACAAGGAUGCUUUGAUACUCGUUAAUUAUUUCCACGGCCAUCUGAGCAGUUUCCUCUAUGGCUACCGCCUCCAAUUCCGUAAAUUCCCAUACCUCGAAGGCGGCCCAUCAACUAUCACCCCGCUCAUCCUCGCUGUCCUUUGCCUCAUCUCCUCUGAGCGAUUCGCGAUCCAUCAACAUUACCGUCUCCCUCUCAUCGACGAAGUCCAAGCUCUACUAGGUACUUCACCCGCAGAGAGCUGGCAGAGUUUUGAAGGGGAUCAGUCGAAAGGGUUUGGGGAUGUGGAGGCAGAUGAUCCGUUAGAUGCCGAAUUUGGACUGGGACCAGAGGAGAUUGUGGCGGCGUGUGUGUUGGCGACGUAUAUGGUGGAUAGGAGGGAAGGGGCGCUGAUUGCAAGGUUCGCGUUCAGAUGGGCAAGGGGUUGGAUCAGGUUGUUGUCGUCGACGCCUCCAAGGGUGACGUUGGCUGAGACAGCAGGUUUUGUACCUCCUGAAAGACAAGCUACAGCACAGGAUAUGGCCAGAGUCUGGCUUUUAUGCUACAUUGUCGACAGCACCGAGCGUCUUCAGUUUACCGAUAUCCCCGCUCCACUCUCACGUGAUGCGUUAUCCUACUGCAACCUCCUUAUCCCCCCAUCAACCUCUUAUCAAUCCCCCUUCUUCUCCCCUGGCUCUCCUCCCCGUCCUGAAGACGCCCCAGACCCACACGAUAUCCUUCUCACCUCUCACGCCAGACUCAUGACCAUCCUAAACGAAUGGAGACACCGCCUCGAACAAAUCGACGUACCCGGUGCGAACCGCCAAGUGUAUGUGGCGCAGUUGAAGAGGUUGGCGGGGAAAGUGAAUGGGGAGUUGGAGUGGUGGAAUGCGGGGUAUCAAGCGACGAAACCGUCGUAUGUAAACGGUAAUAAUGGUGAAGAAGGAAUAGGGGAAGGGAAGGGGUUACGAUGGAGAUAUACGGAAAUGACGUGGCUGUUCGUCAAGAUGCUUGUCAACUCUACCGUGUCUAAAGCCCUUUCCCCUUCUCCUGCCGUCGCUCCUCAUACUCGGCCACUCGUCCCUUCUGUUACAUCUACAUCCGCUUCGAAUAAUUCUACAACACUCUCAACCUCCGACUCUAAACUGCGCGAAGCCUCCAUAGCGCUAGUGGUAGACUGUGCACUCGAGAUUCUGGAGAUGUGUGCGAGGUGGGUGCCGAGAGAGGAGAUUACAAACUUUGGUCCGACGUAUUUGUAUUUCAUAACGCUCGCGGGGAGCGAGCUGGUUUCUGCAUUGGGUGAUGGUGGAGGCGAAGGCGUUGUGUCGAUUGAUGAACUGAUAACUUUGUUUAGGACCGUUGGAGAAGCCCUUUUCAUGGGAGAGCUGCAUGAGCAGCACGUAACGAGGAUGACGGGAAAAUCAUUGUUCUACAACUGUGAUCAACUGGGCAUGAUGAAGUCUUGGAGACAGUAGUUACAAAAUAUGAGAGGGAUAUGAGCCCCAGAUCUUUGCUGUGGCUGUAUAUCAUGGUUCCUUCUUAUCGCAGAUAAUUGUAAUCAUUU